CUCAUCGUACGGCCUUGCAGCUGGCCUUGUAGACGCCAUCACGUCGGUGCAGUACAUGGCUGCACACCAAAAGGAGAAGAACGCCGCCUGCAUCUUUCUCCUCUGUGUGUGCCUCUGUGCCUUCAGGUUCCGGUGAGGGCAAGGCGGCCUCAUGGGCAACACGUUUGCCCCGCCAGACGAUUCAGCCAGGAUAGGCCUGUUUGCGGUGGUGUUCGGCCCCACCAAGUGCGUCUACAUCGAUGACCAUGCCUGCAACGAAAGCGCCGAAUUCACCUCCACCAUGAUGGACCGACACGCGCCAGCGGCAUGCACCAAGGGAUGGCGGCCCGGGUCAAUCGGAUGGUGCUACGAGAAAUGGUGGGACGUGCCCGACAAGGCGAGGCUGUACACUCACUUUGAUCCCAAGGCCGUCAAGCGGGCGUGUGCAUGGCAAGACAGGUGGACGCUUGAGCGGCGGAUUGGUGUUGCUGUGGGGACUGGUAUUGCGCUGAUAGGCGUGGCUGCCAUGUGGGCGAAACCAAAGUGGAUCAAACGAUGGGUCAAGUUGGUGUGAAUGAAUGUGACUGUUGACUCUUCGCCAACGAUUCUCUU
Messenger RNA from Vitrella brassicaformis, 591 nucleotides. Lineage: Eukaryota; Vitrellaceae. The record is from the annotation of a GenBank genome assembly.